Pocillopora meandrina is the source of this 1089-nucleotide messenger RNA. The record is from the annotation of a GenBank genome assembly. NCBI's taxonomy places the organism in Eukaryota, Metazoa, Cnidaria, Anthozoa, Scleractinia, Pocilloporidae.
AUGUAUGCAAAACCCCAUUUCUCUUUGAGCUACAAGAAUAAGAUGGCUUUUUUCUAUUUAUCUGCUAAUUUUCUUGCUCUGGUUGUAUCGGCGAGUUCUGUGAAGACUUCAAAAGGUAUUUUUCUUCCGUUGCAGUGAUACUCGCGUUCUUUUUGCUCUAUUUUUGCUGAUUUCUACGUCGUGUAUUUAAGAGAGUAUGAGCCAAAACCGUCUUAAUUGGUCGUCUUCAUUUCUUUUUUGAACACAGGACGAACGCCAAACGUCGGGUUUGUCUUCACCAGUUUUCUUGCUCACGAAGGCUAUCAUUUAAACGUUGCAACUGUUGGUACAGAACUGGUCCAAGACUCCUCUGAGUGCGCGUUCAAGUGUCUGGAGAAGGAUCCAUGUUUGUCCUUCAACCUGGCAGAUUUGGAUGAUAACAUUGACAAUCUGCUGUGUGAACUGCUUCCAUUUGACCAUUACAUCCAUUCAGACAAGUUCAUCACCAACCAUCUUUGGUAUCACUACAGUAUUGCGGUAAAAAAAUUUUUCUUUUUCUACCUUAUCUUUAUCAUCAUUUUUUUCUUAUUAUUUCAUUCUGAUAAUAGCUAGAACCAGUUGAAAUUAUUUGAGCGAAUUUUAUUCAACCUUUCAACGUUAAUACAUCUCUCGUCGGAAGCCAUUUUUAAGUCGUUUUACCGAUCCGUUAUCGAAGUUUGUUUAACUGGUUUUUAUCAAGGGAGUAAGUAAUUGAUUUUCUCGGUCUUAGUCUCCUUGCUCGAAGUUGCCAUGUCAGAACGCUGGAACUUGUGUACCUCUGUACCGGACAAACAGCUACAAGUGUCGCUCUACGAAACCAUACACAGGAAGCCACUGCGAAAAAGGUAAAGUUUUGGUUUCUAAAACAAUAUUUUCAGAAAUAUUUCGCGCGCGUGCUUGUUGUAUCUGAUUCCUAAAGAGCCAUCACUCGUCGCCAUUUGACUUCACUCUGACUUACUUUUGCAAACAAAAAUUUUCCAAUGAUUAUUUUCUUUCUCUAUUCUUUUUACAUCAGUUGAUAAUGACUGCAGUUGUUCAUCAGGACCAGAAGGAAAACAGAGAUGCAAAAUA